Baudoinia panamericana UAMH 10762 is the source of this 4700-nucleotide messenger RNA. RefSeq lists its product as uncharacterized. Gene Ontology annotation, cellular component: P-body. The coding region runs from base 41 to 4324 and encodes 1427 amino acids. The transcript has 3 exons. Lineage: Eukaryota; Fungi; Ascomycota; Dothideomycetes; Mycosphaerellales; Teratosphaeriaceae. Gene Ontology annotation, biological process: deadenylation-independent decapping of nuclear-transcribed mRNA. Gene Ontology annotation, molecular function: protein binding. The record is from RefSeq and is a predicted model, not a curated record.
GACAUCCUGCACUAUCACCGUCACGUCCGUUUCGAGAGGCAUGUCUGACCUUCAAGAGCUGUUCGCUCGCCUGAAGACUCAGAGUUCCGAUGCGCAGUCGCAGUCACAGCCACAGCAGAACACGCCCACGCCCUCCAUCUGGGCUGCACCGCCACAGCAGCAGCAGCAGUCGGCGACGCUGAGCUCGCCCUUGUUCAGCCCACCAACACUCACUUCCAACCCCAUCAACGUCCCAAACAUCAUCAGCCCUGCACCGCCCAAGUCGAGUCCGGCCAAUCCAGCUCCAGACCAGCAGCGGACGAACACUCUGCUCAACCUCCUCAAAUUCAACAACCAGCCAGGCGCUCAGUCUGGGCCGAUAGCGAACUUGCAGAAUGUGGGAGGCAAUAUUAGGACCAGCAGCGAGUCGUUCGGCGGCCUGGCCGGCGGCGACAGUGCCACUGCGUCACGCCCGUUGUCGGCGCAAGACCUGAUGGCUUCUCUGCAACGCAAGCCUUCUGCGCCUGGCGUGCUGCCUUCACCGCUAGCCGGACCUGGUGCAGAGAGGAGCAAUUACGCUCCACUACCAACAUCUGUCAGCAAUCAGCAAGAUUUCUUGCUCAACCUGCUGCGAAAACCAAAUGCGCUGAAGCCUAGCCAAAUAGGCGAUUCGGAGAGUGUGCUCCCCUCCGUUGAGAAGCCGGAUCCAUCUGUGGAUAGAUUGGCGCAGAGCUUGGCGGAGACAUCUUUCCAGCAACCAGCCGCGUCUGCGGUUGAGCGCGAGACGACUCCAGUACGCCAAUUUGGCACGGUUGCCUCCCGCGAAAAUACGCCCUUCGAUGCACCGCAACCGACCAAGGCUAGCAUGUUCAGCUACGUGAACCCUUUCGAUCAGCUUCACUCUUCGUCUCCGCUCAAUCGCACUCCGAAGCCGGAGGCCCAGGCGGAGACUAAGAAGAUAGAGAUACUCAAGCAUGAGCGGGAGGUAUCGGCCAUGAACGGCGACAGUGCUGGACCCGCAGCAAAAAGCAGGAAGCUAGACAACACUGCGAUUGGUGAUAGUGAGAGUCAUCAUCACAGCGUUUCCGAGGCUGUGGAGAAUGUGGGCGAGAAGGUGGACAAGGAGGUCCGCGAAGCUUUGGCGCAUGCCGAGCAACCCGGCCAAGACGCCACUGUCAAGCCUACUGAGACAGCGCCCACGACCACGAAGGGCAUUCAGAAACAGACCGCGCUUGGAGACGACGAGAUAGAGUCAAGCUGGGAGAGUGCGGAAGACUCGGCGAACGACAGGAAGGGCGAGCAUCAGCAAAAGGUCAAGGUGUACAACUUCCCAAUGAAGCCUUUCGUGUCUAUCAACAUCACAGGCCAGCCUGAGAAAGCGACUCCUAUCCGCGCGGAUGACUUCAUGGUCAUAGCAAAGCUCACGAAAGAGUUCGACCAGAUGGACCGAAGCUUAGUGGCUGCAAGCCAGUCGCACAUUGUCUACGCGCAAACUGCCACGAAGAAAGACAACCACGGCUUCCGCGUCAUUAGACAAGACACCGGAAACCACAAGCAGGUUUUCCGGUCGAGCGGCGAGCGCGUCUUCAACGUGCAAGUGUGCACUCCGCUAGCAGAGUCCGGCAGUGAUGUCGAGAGUGUGCUCGCAACAGGAGUCAACGGAUCGGUCUUCUGGACUUCCCUGGCCAAGUCCGGAGCAGACUCAUUCGAUGACGAGGAUCUGGAGUCGCAAGGCUUCAUUAUGCCUGCCGUGGCUACCGCCGAAGAGAACACUAGUGGCUCCCCGGUUAAGACCCGCGCGAAGUGCAGCUCUCGCCAUGCUGAGUUCUUUGCAAUGAGUCGCAGCAAGACUAUCCACAUUAUCGCUCCGGAUGCCGUCAAGGAGAAGGUAUACACCAAUGCGAAAACCCGGGUAGUAGACAGCGAGAAGUUCCUUAACGAGCACGGACUGCGCAUUAAUACUGGGAAGGCAGGUAAAGACUUCGCGUUCUCCGAAGACGACAGUGUCAUCGUCAGUCUCGACAAGAGCGGCGUCGUCAAGUUCUGGGACAUUCGCGACCUCACGAAGCGUGCCUUAGACAUUUCGGUAGACAAGCGCGAGCCCGUCGAGCUCCGCGAUCCGCUCUGGAGCUUGACAGCGGUCGCAUCGGGCACAAAGGCGGAUGAGAAACCAUCAGUCUCCUCCGUUAUGCUGCUCGACAAGGAGCGACCGCAUACUAAGGGUAUUGCCCUACGUUACAUGCUUGUCGGCUUCAAGCAAAAUCACAUCCUCCAACUGUGGGAUCUCGGUCUUGGGAAGGCCGUUCAGGAGCUUCGCCUACCGCACGAGAAGGACAGUGAUGGCUUCUGCAGCAUCAAUUACCACCCUAAGACCGGCAUUAUUGCGCUCGGGCACCCAACGCGCAACAGUGUCUACUUCGUUCACUUGAGCGCACCAAAGUACAAUGUUCCGUUCACUGAUCAAGCGGCGUAUAUCAAGAUGCUUGCGAGACACGAUCCUAAUCUGCCAAAGCCGGAGAGUACGGCCAUUAUGAGCGGGCUUAGGGAGUUCAGCUUCGACAAAGUCGGCCAGCUUCGCAGUCUGGAGAUGCUUAAGACGCCAGUCGACAAUGCGUCGGAGAAGGGUACCGUCGACGAGACCCAAUUUGAACUGUACGUCGUGCACUCGAAAGGUGUGUUCGGUACCCCAAUCAAGAAGACGGAUCUGGGCUGGGACGCUCAGAGCAAAAUGAUUGAGCCAGUGGACGCUGUGGAGACGGGUGUCAUCACUGUGACUGAUCUGCGCUUGCCAUCCGCGAAAGAUACGUCCGUAGUAAGUGAAGCCGCAAGUGCUGUUGAAACGCCAUCGAAGAAGAAGGAAGUGAAAAAGCAGGAAGUGGCGAAGCCAGUAACACCAGCAACGAAGCCGGGUGAUGCUGCUCGCACUCAUACUGAAGCUCCAGCAGCAGUUGCACAUAACGGCACUCACACUGCUGCCGAACUUCCAGCGCAGUCGAAGCAGAUACCAGAGGCCCCAACGUCCACUCAACCUCCCGUCAAUCCGCCAAUCAUGACGCCAGAGUCCUAUGCCAUGGCGGCUCAGCAAGCAAAACCACUUCCUGACCAGACUGAUCGCACCAUGCCUCAGCACAUGCCAUCUUCUGUAGACACAGCUGCCGUCACGCCCAAGCUGCAGAACGGCGCUCUCGCCCCUGACGUGGCCGCCGAGGUUCAGGCCGCUCUAACCAAGCAGUUCACUUCGCUAUAUCAGCGUCUAGAUGCCGAUAAGCGCGUCUCUGAGGCCGCUGGAGCGGCGAAGCAGGAUGCCAUGCUCCGAUUGGUGUCUAGUACGCUCACCGAGAACGUGGAGCAGAGCUUGCAUCGCAUCAUCAAUGCAAGCAUCGAGGAGAAGGUCAUCCCAGCUCUUACGGAUAACGUGACAAAGCUCGUCGACAGCAAGUUGGCCGGCUUACUGCCGCAGCACCUCACAACAAGUCUGCAAAAGGAGCUCAAGGCGGCUUUGCCAUCGGCAUUACAGCACACCCUCAAGGAUGAGGUGAUCCACCGUAACAUCGCAACUGCUACAUCCAACCAGGUGGCGCCGAAAGUGCAACAGCAGGUUUCGAAUUUGCUCCAGCAGUCUCUACCAACUAUGGCGACGCAGGCGACGCAAAAGAUGGUCGCCGAGCUCGAAACUCGUACAACGCAGCGGCUGAAGCAGGCCGAGCAAGAGCGCGAGCAAGCGAAUGCGCAAAUUGAGCAGUUGUCGACUCUGGUGCGCGGCCUGGAGCAGACGAUCAAGAGUAUGGCGGACAGCCAGGCCGCGUUCCAAGAGCAAAUCCUGCGCAUGCAGCAGGCCAGGCAGGAAGAAGAGGUCAAGGCCGAAGCGAAGCCCACGGCGUCGACGGAGAAGGAGGUCGAUCCACAGAAGGCGGCGGAGGAGGAAGAGGUGCAGCGGAUCACGAAGUUGCUGGUCGAUAAUGAGUUUGAGCAGGCGACGAUAGCUUGGCUUCAAUCGACCAACCAAGCCAACCUCUUCGACAACCUCUUCGUGCGGGUCAACCCGCAGUACCUGCACCAAGUCUCUCCCCUCGUCUCCCUCAGCGUCUCCGCUGCCGUGACGGCGACGCUGGACACAAACAUCCACCAGCGUCUGGAGUGGCUUGGCACUGUGUUGAGUUACAUCGACCUGCGGGACGAAGAAAUUCGGGAUGUGGCGCCGCAGAUUAUGGAUGUCUUAGGGCAGCGGUUGCAAGGAUCGUAUAUGGUCGUCAGCGAGCAGAGUCCGAGCGAUCCGGCGGUGCUGAAGAAGAUUGCGGCGUUGCAUAGGCAGGUGAAAGAGAUUGGAAGGAGGGCUGGGGAGUAAGUGGGCGUGGAAGUGAAGAUGGUGUAUUAUGGUGUCGACCGGCGUUGCUGGAUGGUCCAUAGAGCUGUUUGCUUCGCACCUUGCUAUUGCAUAGCGUUGGAGCAUUGAGCGGCUGACGGAUGCCCGCCCAGCGAUGAUGCUGUAUGAUGGCUGUAAACGACGGCAAAUGUACACUGGCGUAGCAUUACGUGCACUUAAUGAGACGAUGGAGCUGAACAAGCUGUUCUCCGGCAAUGACAUUGCGAGAGACGCUGCCUCUUAGGGUCUACGGGUCGUUGCGCCUGUUGUCUGCUUCUAGACAUGGCCGAUAGCGACGUCGAACUAACAACGACAAUCUGUGAACGCCAUACCCGAGCCAUGUACGGCGAAGCUUCUU